Molecule: messenger RNA, 1480 nt
Organism: Cyclopterus lumpus (lumpfish)
Lineage: Eukaryota; Metazoa; Chordata; Actinopteri; Perciformes; Cyclopteridae
Gene: tcea2
Product: transcription elongation factor A (SII), 2
Exons: 10
Coding region: 150-1127 (325 amino acids)
Biological process (GO): DNA-templated transcription; transcription elongation by RNA polymerase II
Cellular component (GO): nucleus
Molecular function (GO): zinc ion binding; nucleic acid binding
Source: RefSeq, a predicted model, not a curated record
AGGCAGCAGCUGGGAGAGAAGGAGACAGACAGGCUGCGUAAAGUGGAGGAAAUAGAGAGAGAGAGAGAGACUGCCAGACUUGUUCUUACAUAAAUGGCGGGUUUCUCCGCGGCACAGGAGGACAAGUGACGGAGACAAAUCUGCUCAAAAUGGCCCAACACCAGGAGGUGGAACACAUCGCCAAACACUUGGAUAAAAUGGUUCACAAGAAGAACACGGACGGAGCUCUCGACCUGCUGAGGGAACUAAAGAACAUCAAGAUGUCUCUGGAGACCCUGCAGUCCACCAGAGUUGGGAUGUCGGUGAACGCGGUGAGGAAACACAGUUCAGAUGAAGAAGUUCAGAUUUUGGCCAAAGUUCUCAUCAAGUCCUGGAAGAAGCUGCUGGACGGUGUAGAGGGGAAGUCGGAUGAAAAGGAGAAGAUGAAAGAAGGCUCCCCUGUGAGGUCAUCGUCCACCUCCAAGGACUCCGGCAACAGCGAGAAAAGCAGUAAGAAGUCAGGGGAGUCCCCCACCACACCCUCCAUGCCCACAACACCCACCUCACCCUCCAUGCCAACUACACCCACCUCCCCCACUACCCCAACCCUACUCCCUCAGGUCGCCUCCUUCCCCCCAGCCCCCGUCACCACCCACAGUGUGCGGAACAAGUGUCGAGAGCUGCUGGUGGCAGCGCUGCAGACUGAUGAUGACCACAAGACCAUUGGAGUCCACUGUGAGAAUCUUGCAGCACAGAUUGAAGAGGAGAUCUUUCAGGAGUUUAAGACUACAGAUAUAAAAUAUAAAACUCGUUUACGAAGCCGCAUCUCCAACCUCAAGGACCAGAAGAAUCCCGACCUGCGGCGUAACGUGCUGUGUGGGAACAUCUCUGCGCAACGCAUCGCCUCCAUGACUGCUGAGGAGAUGGCAAGUGCAGAGAUGAAGCAGAUGAGAGAGAGUCUGACUAAAGAGUCCAUCAGAGAGCAUCAGCUGUCGAAGGUCGGGGGGACUGAGACCGACAUGUUCAUCUGCAGCAAGUGUCGUGGAAAGAACUGCUCGUACACACAGGUGCAGAUCCGCAGUUCUGACGAGCCCAUGACCACCUUUGUGUUGUGUAACGGCUGCGGCAACCGAUGGAAGUUCUGUUGAAGAGGGUGUGUGUGUGAGAGAGAGAGGAAAAAAAGAGUGUGUUAUUCUAUCAUGAAACAAAACUGACUAAGUGAUUUGCAUUGAUUAAACAAAUAUUUAUUUUAUUUUAUUUUUUUAUAAAAGUGAAAGCUGUUGAAUAUGCUAGUUCAUGUUGUGUAUUUGGUUUCAUUUGUUUUGUUUUGAGCACUUUCUUACGCUAGAUGAAGCUCUAAGCCAAAUAGAAAUCACAUUUUGGCCUUAUGGAAAUAGCAGAUGUGCCUUUCUUUGCCAUGUUGUGCUGCCACACUAUUUUGCCCUUAACAUUUCUAUUAAAGUGGCUCUUGGAUUAAGAUCACUUUACUGCACUUUCUUCU